This is a messenger RNA of Impatiens glandulifera, 1292 nucleotides long. Its product is annotated as transcription factor SPATULA-like. Gene Ontology annotation, cellular component: nucleus. NCBI's taxonomy places the organism in Eukaryota, Viridiplantae, Streptophyta, Magnoliopsida, Ericales, Balsaminaceae. The transcript has 6 exons. Gene Ontology annotation, molecular function: protein dimerization activity. The coding region runs from base 209 to 1051 and encodes 280 amino acids. The record is from RefSeq and is a predicted model, not a curated record.
UCUCUCUCUCUCUCUCUCUCACACACACACAAACACACACUAAAGGAACUGAAGCGGCCGUUCCACCGGCAGAGGUGAAGACUCUAGAAGAGAGAGGAUUGAAUUUGCAGAGGAAUCUGAUUCAAAGCGGCGUCAUCAAUCAUCAUCUUCCUUAUCGAUUUGUAAAAUAGUUUUCAGGUUUGUAGAAGCUGAAUAAACUCAAAAUCAAAUGGCAAAUCCGUAUGGAACCGACUCUACUAUAUCUACUUGUCUUCAAACAGAAGAUAUAUCUUCGUUUCUUCAUAACCUUCUAGGAGAUUCACUUACAACUGCACCGACUGCGCCGAACACUUCAUUUGCGGCCACUUCUUUUAGCCGAUCGUCAAAUUUCUCCGAUUCAAGUGACAGAUUCGCUGGAGGAAUAGCUGAUUCAGAGCUCAAUUUCUCCGAUCCAGGAUCCUGCUUUCCUGAGGAUAAGGAAGAGUGUAAAGGAACCGUGUUUUCUUCCGCAUGUGAAACUGAUUUCGAGAGAGUUACGUCUUCGUGGAAAAUUGAUUUUCAAUCGGAUAAUUUAGGUCAACACGUUUCUGAAUCUGGAAAGGAGGAACGUCUAGGUCUGAAGAUGAGGACUAAUCAUGGCAAGAGGACUAGAGCUGCAGAGUUUCAUAAUCUAUCGGAGAAGAAGAGAAGGAGUCGAAUCAAUGAGAAGAUGAAAGCAUUGCAGAAUCUUAUCCCAAAUUCUAACAAGACAGACAAAGCUUCAAUGCUGGAUGAAGCCAUUGAAUAUCUGAAACAACUUCAACUCCAAGUUCAGAUGUUGACAAUGCGAAAUGGAAUAAGUUUGCAUGGGUUCUGUCUACCUCCAUCAUUGCCUAUUAAACAUCUGCCUCAAGUGGGAAUGAGUUCAUUAGCUGAAGGAAGUCAUGAAUUUAUUCUGAAUACAAAUGGUGAAGUUUCAAAUAAAGCUCCAUUUGUGAUGGACAUGGGAGAUUUAGAAACAAUGGAGAAUCAUUAUGGAUGCUUUAACCAAACUAGAUCCUCAAAGGGAUUACUGGAUCAGGAAGAAAGAUAAAUCACAUUUUCGCAAUUUGGAGUAAUUUGUCAAUCCAAUCAGGUAAUUCGAAUUUCAGGUAUGCUGUCGUAUGUAUGUAUAUCUAUAAUUCCUCGUCUUGUACUACUUGGAAAGAAUUUGAAACUGCAAUAGAUCGAUUCAAAUAAAUGCUGAAAACUUUGUUAUCGGAUUUAUGUUUACAAUAAAAUAUUUCGAGGAUAAUUUGCUGAAAUGGUUGAAUUGCUCCUAAGGGUUGUAUUCA